AUGAAUGCUCUUUGUUCUACAAAACAAGCAUAUCAUUGGUUUGAAAACCAACAGACAAAAGAACUUUUAGAAGAAUUUCCUCAUAUGAUUGCUUCCCUCGGAAAACCGAGGGAAGAGAUUCCGUACGAAAAUCGCAAGAAUUUGGCUCCCGGUUUGAAAGGUUAUUAUGUUCAUAGACUUUUAGUAAACGCUGUAGCAAUGUGGACUUCUCCUCGUUAUGCUUGUUAUAUUUUCAUGAUGUUAGAUGAACUAUAUAAAGCAGAACGUGGAGAGGUGGAAAAGAAACUUCAAGCAAAAGAUGAAGUCAUUGAAUCCAAAGACAAAAGCAUACAGAAAAGAAUACCGCGUUCAGUACCAAAAGGAAAGGAAAAGAGUUAUAAGUAUAUGAUAUAUACUGAAGAGUUGGAGAAAGAAGAAGAUAAAGAUAUGGUUAUGUUACAUUUAGUCAGAAGAAACAACAAGAGCUUUUAUGACUUAGCUAAGAUAUAUAAAUCUGACAGAAACUGGUUCUAUUGUGAAAACUUACCGAUUUCAAUGACACCGAAUGAGCAAAUAAAGGAAAUUGUCAAAAAUACUCUUCCUCAAACACACUAUGACAUCAAAG
Molecule: messenger RNA, 604 nt
Organism: Trichomonas vaginalis G3
Lineage: Eukaryota; Parabasalia; Trichomonadida; Trichomonadidae
Product: KilA, N-terminal/APSES-type HTH, DNA-binding family
Exons: 1
Source: RefSeq, a predicted model, not a curated record